AUGGGUUCUUGUAUGAGCACGAACAAGGAGGAGGAGGAGCAGAAGAAGCGGAGUCAAGCGAUCGACAGAGUUCUCGAUGAGGACUCGAAACGGUUGCGACGGGAGUGCAAGAUCUUGUUACUUGGUUCCGGCGAGAGCGGCAAGUCCACGAUUGUGAAGCAGAUGAAAAUCAUUCACUUGAGGGGCUAUUCGGAAGAUGAACUUUACAACUACCGGGCUACGGUGUUCAAGAACCUCAUCGAAUGCGCCAAGGCCGUCAUCAAUGCCAUGGACCAGUUCGAUAUCGAGCCCAGCACCCCCGUGAACAGAGAGCACUGUGAUUAUCUGCUCACCUACACGGUCGAGUCGGGACCGUCGGCGCACAUCGACUCCAAAGUUGGGCAGGCUGUCCAGGCUAUAUGGAGCGACCCGUGUAUAGAGAGGCUGAUGGAGCACCAAACCGAAUUCUACCUGAUGGACUCGGCCGGAUACUUCUUCGAUGAGGUGUCAAGGAUAUGCGCACUGGACUAUCUGCCGAACGAAAUGGAUGUCCUACGGGCCCGAACGAAGACGACGGGUAUCUAUGAGACCCGAUUCCAGAUGGGAGCUCUCAGUAUCCACAUGUUCGACGUCGGCGGCCAAAGGAGUGAACGUAAGAAGUGGAUCCAUUGCUUCGAAAACGUCACAUCCAUCAUCUUUUGCGUGGCUUUGAGCGAGUACGACCAGGUGCUCUUGGAGGAAAGCAGUCAGAACCGCAUGAUGGAGAGCCUGUUGCUCUUUGAUUCUGUCGUGAACUCAAGGUGGUUUAUGCGGACUAGUAUCAUCCUGUUCCUCAACAAAGUCGAUAUCUUCAAGGUGAAACUGCCGAGGUCGCCACUUGGCAACUACUUCCCAGAUUAUUCGGGGGGCAACGAUGUCAACAAGGCCGCCAAGUAUCUCCUAUGGAGGUUUAAUCAAGUGAAUAGGGCUCAUCUUAACUUGUAUCCACAUUUGACGCAAGCCACGGAUACAUCAAACAUCCGGCUAGUCUUUGCUGCAGUGAAGGAAACGAUCCUCAACAACGCACUGAAGGAUUCCGGCAUCCUGUGA
This is a messenger RNA of Neoarthrinium moseri, 1068 nucleotides long. RefSeq lists its product as uncharacterized. The coding region runs from base 1 to 1068 and encodes 355 amino acids. Gene Ontology annotation, cellular component: heterotrimeric G-protein complex. Gene Ontology annotation, molecular function: GTP binding; GTPase activity; G protein-coupled receptor binding. The transcript is spliced from 6 exons. Gene Ontology annotation, biological process: adenylate cyclase-activating G protein-coupled receptor signaling pathway. The record is from RefSeq and is a predicted model, not a curated record. NCBI's taxonomy places the organism in Eukaryota, Fungi, Ascomycota, Sordariomycetes, Amphisphaeriales, Apiosporaceae.